AUGGGACUGCUUGAAGACGCGCGAAGACUCGCCGAGACUUACGGGCCAGAGGCGGCGCGACAUGUAGCAUCUACUGCAGACAAAGCGUGGAAACACGGUAGCGCUUUCGGUCAAGAAGUAGCAAAGCGUGCUGGUCCAGCCACCGCAGAUGCGAAAGCUCAUCUGGACAAGCUCAGCAAAGAAGCGGGCAAGCAUGCUGCUCCUAUCGCCAGCAGUGCCUCGAAGCAUGCUAUUAUACUUGCCCGCGCCGCCUACAACAGCGGCAAAGAAGGUCUACAAGUCCUACCACAAGUCCCGGGCGGAUACAUAAAUGAAGAGUACGACUGGAAGUUCGUCGCACAGUUUGGCGAGGACAUGGCAAAGCAGCUUGGCAGUACAGCAGGCGACUUUUGGGAGAAGCUAGGCAGCGGCGACAUCAUCCACGACAUUGGUCAGGUCGCUAUCCCGAACAUUGAGUUCACCAAGGAAGAUCUCUCGGGGUUCAGUGAGAGGCUCAAAGCAUGGAUUCUUGCCAACCCUAAACAGUUUACGACAUUGCUGGCUUGUAUCGCUUCAGGCCCUAUCGCUCUUGCUGUCACACCAGUUAUGCUGGGCCUUGUGGGCUUCACCCCUAUCGGUAUCGCUGCUGGCUCUGUGGCCUCUACAUUCCAGGCAGGCGUCGCUCCCAUCGCUGCCGGUAGCGCUUCGGCCAUUCUCACUAGUGCCGCGAUGGGAGGGUAUGGGCUUGUGAUCGUCCAGGCGAUUGCUGUAGGCUCAAGUGUGACAGGAACUUGCGGCAUCGCAGCUCUGGCGUUUUUGCAAGCUGUUAAGGAAGACGAACAGUGUAGGAAGUUGAAGACGGAACAGAUGACGUAG
Alternaria rosae is the source of this 855-nucleotide messenger RNA. RefSeq lists its product as uncharacterized. NCBI's taxonomy places the organism in Eukaryota, Fungi, Ascomycota, Dothideomycetes, Pleosporales, Pleosporaceae. The record is from RefSeq and is a predicted model, not a curated record. The coding region runs from base 1 to 855 and encodes 284 amino acids. The transcript is spliced from 2 exons.